AUGAAUAUCAUACUAUGGAAUUGCCGGGGGGCGAAUAAACCUAACUUUUGGAGAUCAAUCCGUUAUUUGUUGAAGAAAUUUCUUGCGGAUGUUCUAGCUGUUUUCGAAACGCAUGCCGGCGGAGAUAGAGCGGGGAGAAUUUGUCGAGGACUGGGAUUCGAAAAUUCUUUCCGUGUAGACGCAGUUGGCCAAAGUGGUGGAUUGUGGUUGCUCUGGAGAGAGGGAAUAGGGGAUUUGGUGGUGGUGAAGUCGACGGAUCAGUUCAUUUACGCAACGGUGGCAAAUGGAGAAGAGAUGUUUCACUUGAUAGUAGUGUAUGCGGCUCCGUCUGUUAGCCGUAGAAGUGGAUUAUGGGAUCAACUCAGGGAAGUCGUUGGUGAUGUUGAUGGUCCCUUAGUCAUUGGUGGAGAUUUCAAUACAAUUGUUCGAGUGGAUGAGCGAGUGGGGGGUAGCGGGAGAUUGUCGAUGGAUUCAGUAGCUUUUGGAGAAUGGAUCCAAGAUCUCUCCCUGAUUGAUAUGGGUUUUAGCGGCAACCAGUACACUUGGCGAAGAGGCAGAGUGGAAUCUACUUUCGUUGCUAAGCGGCUUGACCGUGUUCUAUGUUGUGCACAUGCUCGCUAG
Microthlaspi erraticum is the source of this 621-nucleotide messenger RNA. The record is from the annotation of a GenBank genome assembly. Lineage: Eukaryota; Viridiplantae; Streptophyta; Magnoliopsida; Brassicales; Brassicaceae.